Erigeron canadensis is the source of this 789-nucleotide messenger RNA. RefSeq names its product 40S ribosomal protein S15a-5-like. The transcript is spliced from 3 exons. Bases 171 to 560 code for a protein of 129 amino acids. Gene Ontology annotation, biological process: translation. Gene Ontology annotation, cellular component: ribosome; cytosolic small ribosomal subunit. Gene Ontology annotation, molecular function: structural constituent of ribosome. NCBI's taxonomy places the organism in Eukaryota, Viridiplantae, Streptophyta, Magnoliopsida, Asterales, Asteraceae. The record is from RefSeq and is a predicted model, not a curated record.
CAAUCAUCCAAAUCCACCUAUCUAACAAAAAUAGGGUUUUUAGUCAGAGGCCCAUUUUUGACAUACAAGAGUAGAGAAGAGAAAGAAGGCUGGUAACUUGGUAAGGUUCCAUUACAUACAUACAAUACACCUCGUCGAUCGGAAAAAAAAAGCAGCAAUCGGGGGAAUUGAUGGGUCGGCGGAUAUUGAACGAAGCAUUGAGGACGAUUGUGAAUGCCGAGAAAAGGGGUUUUGCAUCUGCUCAACUUCAACCCAUUUCCAAUACCAUUUCUUCUUUCCUCUCCAUCAUGAAACACCGAGGUUAUGUCAAGAAUUUCGAGGUGCAGGAUCCCCAUAGAGUGGGGAAGAUAAAAGUUGAGUUGCUCGGAAGGAUCAACGAUUGCCGAGCUAUAACAUAUAGACAAGACAUUAAAGCGCAUGAGAUUGAGAAUUAUAGACUACGCACCCUUCCAACACAGCAGUGGGGAUACGUGGUGAUAACAACUCCGAAUGGCGUAUUGGACCAUGAAGAGGCAAUUAGACAGAACGUUGGUGGUCAGGUUCUGGGUUACUUCUAUUAAGCAUAAAUCAUCAUUACCCCCCUCUGCAUGUAGAACCAGUUGCAUUGUAUCAUGCUGGGAUUGAAUUUGAAGUUCCAUGUAGACAAAUGAUAUUAUUUAUAUGUGUAGCUUAAGUGUAGAACUGUUGCUUCUUGAUUCAAAUAAUAUGCAAAUCAGUAGAACCAGUGUUAGCAACAGAAUUAUGAAAACAAUCAACUACCAAUUUUAUAUAUUUUCAGUUUUAAGUUUA